UAUCAAUGAGCUCUUGCAUAAGGGUGCCUCAGACUCUCAAUCAAGAGAGUCUAGGCCCUUUCUCCAUAACCCAAUAAGCAUGGACAUAACCCUCUUUGGUACUACACCAAAAGAAGCUCAAUUCUUGAUCAACUCCAAUUCCAAUAAUGAUUACGCAACUACAACAACCAUAGGCAAUAUGCAAACCACAACCACCAUUAAUAAUCAUCUCAACAGUCACACCUCAACUAGCGGCAUCUCCUCCGACUCGGUGGCGGCGGCGGCGGCAACCGAGCCAUGGGGCGGCCAAUGGGCCUCAAGGCUUCUAAAGGAGUGCGCAAGGGCAAUAUCGGAAAAGGACUCCACCAAAAUCCACCAUCUUCUUUGGAUGCUCAACGAGCUCUCUUCCCCUUACGGAGAUUGUGAUCAGAAGCUGGCGUCUUACUUCUUGCAGGCUCUCUUCUGCAAGGCGACGGGCUCCGGUCUCCGGUGCUACAGAACGCUGAGCUCGGUGGCUGAGAAGAGCCGUUCUUUUGAUUCAGCUAGGAAGCUAAUUCUGAAAUUUCAAGAGGUUACUCCAUGGACGACUUUUGGUCAUGUUGCCUCAAACGGCGCAAUUUUGGAGGCCUUAGAAGGGGAACCGAAGCUUCACAUAAUUGACAUAAGCAAUACCCUUUGUACACAAUGGCCUACUUUGCUGGAAGCCUUGGCCACGAGGAACGACGAGACGCCACGGCUGAGGCUCACCGUCGUCGACGUGAUCAGCUCCGCUGUAGCGGGUGGUGGUGCGGUGAUGAAGGAAAUCGGUCAGAGGAUGGAGAAGUUCGCAAGGCUUAUGGGCGUUCCCUUCGAACUUAACAUGAUAUCAGGGCCAAAUAGGCCAAAUAGUACUCGCCUAACGAGGGAAGCACUCAGAGUGCGAGAUGACGAGGCCGUCGCCGUGAACUGCGUCGGGGCGCUGAGGAGAGCGGGAUUGGAAGAGAGGGAGGCUGCGGUGAGGGUCUUCCGCUCUCUGGAUCCGAAAGUCGUGACAAUCGUUGAAGAAGAAGCCAAUAUGGUCGCCGCCGCGGUUGCCUCGGGAAACAAUGACGACGAAAAUGAUUUUGUGGAACGCUUCGAGGAGUGCCUUAGAUUUUACACUCUCUACUUCGAGAUGCUGGAAGAGAGCUUUUCUCCGACGAGCAACGAGAAGCUGAUGUUGGAGAGAGAGUGCUCAAGAGGGAUAGUUAGGGCUUUGGCUUGCGGCGGCGGCGGCGGCGACUACGACGAUGAAAACAAAGAACAAGGAGAAGGAGAAGAGACUAAUUACGCCGUCAAAAGCGGAGACGGGUGGGACUUCGAGAGGAGAGAGAAGGGGACACAAUGGAGUGAGAGGAUGAAGAAGGCAUUUUCGCCGGUUCUGUAUAGUGAUGAUGUUGUGGAUGACGUCAAGGCAUUGCUUAAGCGGUACCCAUCUGGUUGGGGACUUGUUCUACCUCAGGCUAAGCAACAACAACAAGAGCAGCAACAAAAUGAUCAUGGCAUUUACUUGACAUGGAAAGAAGAGCCUGUGGUUUGGGCUUCAGCAUGGAAACCCUAAUGAUGAUGAUGAUGAUGAUGAUGAUGGUGAUCAUUAUUGAUCAAAAGUGCAUGCCCAAAAGUACUAGGCACAUUUUGCUAGCUAGCUAGAUAUUGUAUAUCUAGGAUUGUUAGUACCACUUUGAUGAUCAACAUCACCCAGAAUUUGUGAAUCUUUAUUGCCUAGCUAUAGGCAUUAUUAUGUUUGUGAAAGAUGGUGAAGAUUGUUAUAUGAAG
Molecule: messenger RNA, 1773 nt
Organism: Morus notabilis
Lineage: Eukaryota; Viridiplantae; Streptophyta; Magnoliopsida; Rosales; Moraceae
Product: protein SHORT-ROOT
Exons: 2
Coding region: 80-1558 (492 amino acids)
Biological process (GO): regulation of DNA-templated transcription
Cellular component (GO): nucleus
Molecular function (GO): sequence-specific DNA binding; DNA-binding transcription factor activity
Source: RefSeq, a predicted model, not a curated record